Molecule: messenger RNA, 3514 nt
Organism: Nerophis lumbriciformis (worm pipefish)
Lineage: Eukaryota; Metazoa; Chordata; Actinopteri; Syngnathiformes; Syngnathidae
Gene: drp2
Product: dystrophin related protein 2
Biological process (GO): synaptic signaling
Cellular component (GO): plasma membrane
Molecular function (GO): zinc ion binding; protein binding
Source: RefSeq, a predicted model, not a curated record
UCUCUUCCCGGCUCAUGACGCACCUUUCCCGGGAAACUCGUGUCUUCUCUCUUCCGGAAGGGACGAUCGACGCGCGCCAGUGUGGUCACGUGACACCGCGGCGGACGACACUCUUCGUCCCUCCAGCCUUCGUUGAUCUCUCGCGGCCGCUGAGGGGCCACCACGUCCGGGGAGAGUCCGACGCUUCUGCUCCGCAGCUGCAAGAAGGUGUCUCCCCCAGCCUAAGAAAUUUCUCCAGUGGUCGCUGUCGCCGUCGCCGCUGUCACCAUUCCUCCACAUCCAGGCCUCCCGCGCCCCUCCCCCCCCGCCACAGAAGCGUUGGCUGGAUUCCAGGGAGGCGGCGAUCCUGCAGCCACGUCUUCACCGCUCACUGUGGGGCGACCCUCCUGGCCGGGAUGCCACUGUGUGCCGUGCCAGGUGGACCCUGAGGCCCCGGAGGAGUGCAGGCGGGGCCCGCACCAGACCGGAGACAUGAACCUCUGCUGGAACCAGAUCAAGCGCAAGUCCCACAACAUUCGGGUGUGUCUGGAGGCCAUCUCCGAUACCAGCGGGAAGCUGCAGUUGUCCCUGCAGGAGCUCAUCCAAUGGCUGACAGCUAAGGACGAAGAACUGUCCCAGCAGCUGCCCAUAGGUGGCGACGUGGGGGCUGUGCAGCACCAGCGGGACUUCCACCAGGCUUUCAUGGAGGACGUCAAGUCUCGAGGACCGUUCAUCUACUCGGUGCUGGAGUCCGCCCAGUCUUUCCUGGCUCAGCAUCCCUUCCAGGAACCUGAGGAGACUCCGGCUGAGGGCAAAGACGCGAUGUUGAACGUGAGCCGGUCGGUGUGGAAACAAGCCAACGUGGCGAGCGACCUGUGGGAGAAGCUGACCGCACGCUGUGUGGACCGACACAGACACAUGGAGAGGACUCUAGAGCGCCUCCUGCAGAUCCAGGCUGGGAUGGAGGAUCUGGUGUUGGCUCUGCAGCAGGCGGAGGGCGUGAGAGACGCCUGGGAGGGCGUGGGCGACCUCUUCAUCGACUCUCUGCAGGAUCACAUCGAUGCCACCAAGCUCUUCAAGCAGGAAGUGACGCAGGUGAAGGAGGGCAUGAAGCAGGUCAACGACCUGGCCCACCAGCUGGCUAUCUCCGACGUCCACCUGUCCGUGGACAACGCCCGCGCUCUGGAGCACCUCAACAACAGGUGGAAGGUUCUGCAGGGUUCCAUUGAAGAGAGACUAAAGCAGCUCCAAGAUGCACACAGAGACUUCGGCCCCGGAUCCCAGCACUUCCUCUCAAGUUCCGUGCAGAGGCCAUGGGAGCGUGCCAUCUCUCCCAACAAAGUUCCGUACUACAUCAACCAUCAGGCGCAGACCACCUGCUGGGACCACCCAAAGAUGACAGAACUGUACCAAGCACUCGCCGAUUUGAACAACAUCAAGUUCUCCGCCUACAGAACAGCCAUGAAGCUGCGGCGGGUCCAGAAGGCGCUAAGACUGGACUUAGUGGCGCUGAGCAACUUGGUGGAAGUGUUUCGGGAGCAAGAUCUCAGUCAAGGCGAGCGCGUGAUGGACGUGGUGGAGGUCAUCCACGGGCUGACGGCGCUUUACGAGAGGCUGGAGGAGGAGAGGACCGUCUUGGUCAACGUGCCGCUCUGCGUGGACAUGUGUCUCAACUGGCUGCUCAACGUCUACGACAGUGCUCGCAACGGCAAGAUGCGCGUGCUGAGCUUGAAGAUGGGUCUGGUGAGCUUGUGUGACGCCGACGUCCAGGACAAGUACAAGUACUUAUUCCAUCAAGUGUCCGGCACGGGAGGAUUGACGGACCAGCGCCACCUCAGCCUGCUGCUCCACGAGGCCGUCCAGAUCCCCCGACAGUUGGGCGAAGUCGCCGCUUUCGGUGGCAGCAACGUGGAGCCCAGCGUCCGCAGCUGCUUCCGCAUGGCUUCAGGCAAGCCGGCCAUCGAGGUGUCGCACUUCCUGGACUGGACCAGCCUGGAGCCCCAGUCCAUGGUCUGGCUGCCCGUGCUGCACCGGGUGACGGCAGCAGAGUCCACCAAGCACCAGGCCAAAUGUCACGUCUGCAAACAAUGUCCCAUCAAGGGCUUCAGGUAUCGCAGUCUGAAGCAGUUCAAUGUGGACAUCUGCCAGACCUGCUUCCUGACCGGGCGCACCAGCAAGGGCAAGAAGCUGCACUACCCCAUCAUGGAGUACUACACGCCAACCACUUCAGGGGAGAAGAUGAGGGACUUUGCCAAGACUCUGAAGAACAAGUUCAGAUCCAAGCAGUACUUCAGCAAACACCCGCAGAGAGGAUACCUGCCACUCCAGUCCGUGCUGGAGGCCGACAGCUCCCACACGCCGUGCUCGUCGCCCAGGAUGCCGCAUGCGGACACACACAGCAGGAUUGAACAUUAUGCAAGCAGGCUGGCAGAGAUGGAGAACCAGAACUGUUCCUUCUUCACAGACAGCCUUUCUCCUGAUGAAAGUUUAGAUGAAGACCAGUACCUCCUGCGUCAUCUGGACCACGACUCUCCCAUGCUGCUGGUCCACCUGGAGCACCAGGACCAGGACCAGCUCCAGUGCACCUUGGCCCGCCUGGAGGAGGAGAACAGGGUGCUGCAAGGAGAGUACAGGCGCCUGCAGUGGAAACACGAGGAGGCGGUGUCCUUCCCCAUGCUGACCGAGGCCGGCGAGGCUGUCGUGGACGAGCAGCAAGACGAGGAGCUUCUGGCGGAGGCUCGGGUGCUGCGCCAGCACAAGACCAGGCUGGAGACCCGCAUGCAGAUCCUGGAGGACCACAACAAGCAGCUGGAGUCUCAGCUGCACAGACUCAGAGAACUUCUGCUCCAGCCCAGAGAAGAUUGGGAGGCCAAUGGAUCAGAAGCGUCCACCUUGUCGUCACCUGUAUCAGCAGGGGGUCACCAGGGUCAGCAGGGGGGCGUGGCCAGCAGGGAAACGGAAGCAGCAGGUGACCAGGUGGAAGAUGAGCAGGACACGGUGAUGCAGCUGCAGGAGGUCAUCGAGCAGCUGAGGAACGUCUUCCCUUCUGAACCAGGCACCACCUCACACAUCUAGGAUACCUGGCCCUCAAGGCUCCACGCUUUAGAAAGGACCAAAAAGGGCGCACGAGUGCCGCUCGGCUCGGCCCGGUUCAGCUGCACUGAGACUCAGCUCUGCAGGAGGAGGUGGAAGGUCGUCAGGGGCGACCGAGGCAAGACUCUGAGGGGGUCAAGCUUUAAGCUUUAAGCUUCAUACGUGGCUGCACCAAUGCUGCACCUUAAAAAACAAAUCAACAUGCGGACACUUUUGUUUUAAGCCCCUCCCCCUCCACGCGGAUGUGAAAAGAAGAGAAGGAUGCUGGAAGAAAGCACGUGUUGCACACAUCUGAGAGACAGGCCAGAGAAAUCCCCAGCGUGUGUUGCCGGGGGGACGGCUGACGGGCGUGACGCACUUUGACAGCCUUGUCACAACAACAACAUCACUGCAGCACGUCUGCUUUGUCACAACACAACACAAGACUCCUUUAAAAGCUCAC